Quercus lobata is the source of this 426-nucleotide messenger RNA. RefSeq lists its product as uncharacterized. The coding region runs from base 1 to 426 and encodes 141 amino acids. The record is from RefSeq and is a predicted model, not a curated record. NCBI's taxonomy places the organism in Eukaryota, Viridiplantae, Streptophyta, Magnoliopsida, Fagales, Fagaceae. The transcript has a single exon.
AUGGAGGCCCGCCUAGCAUUGAGCUUUUCAAAUGAAGACAAGGUGGGAACCAUACAGCCACAUGACGAUGCUUUAGUGAUCACCCUCAAGAUAGAAAAGUACGACAUGAAGUGGGUCAUGGUGGAUCAAGGCAGUGGGGUAGAGAUUAUGUACCUUGACUUAUACAAGGGGCUGAACCUGAGGCCCGAGGAUUUGACAACCUAUGAUUCAUCUCUAGUGAGCUUUGACGGGAAGGUUGUCAUUUCGAAGGGUCAAAUUAGACUAUCCGUACAGGCAGGGUCAAAAGUGAUGGAGGUGAAUUUUAUUGUGGUGAAUGCCUACUCCCCUUAUACGGCCAUGGUGGCAAGACCCUGGCUUCAUACCUUGGGAGUCAGUUUCCUCCACCUUAUAUCAGAAGGUGAAAUAUCCAUUUGGGGAUCGGAUUGA